Messenger RNA from Eutrema salsugineum, 703 nucleotides. RefSeq names its product superoxide dismutase [Cu-Zn] 3. The coding region runs from base 46 to 543 and encodes 165 amino acids. The transcript is spliced from 7 exons. The record is from RefSeq and is a predicted model, not a curated record. Gene Ontology annotation, biological process: removal of superoxide radicals. Gene Ontology annotation, molecular function: superoxide dismutase activity; copper ion binding. NCBI's taxonomy places the organism in Eukaryota, Viridiplantae, Streptophyta, Magnoliopsida, Brassicales, Brassicaceae.
AUCUCAUCCGAUCACCACCACAAUCAAUCCCAGAACACAGAACCGAUGGAAGCUCCUGCGGGAGGCAAUCUCAGAGCGGUGGCUCUUAUCGCCGGCGAUAAGAACGUCCGAGGCUGUCUUCAGUUCACACAAGACACUUCCGGGACUACCCAUGUUACCGGAAAGAUCUCAGGACUCUCUCCUGGCUUCCAUGGAUUUCAUAUUCACUCUUUUGGUGAUACCACAAAUGGCUGCAUCUCUACUGGACCUCACUUCAAUCCAUUAAAUCGAGUUCAUGGGCCACCGGAUGAGGAAGAGCGUCAUGCUGGCGAUUUGGGUAACAUUCUUGCAGGAACAGACGGUGUUGCUGAAAUCUCAAUCAAAGACAAACAGAUACCGCUUAGUGGCCAAUAUUCUAUACUUGGUAGGGCGGUUGUUGUACAUGGUGAUCCUGAUGACCUUGGCAGAGGAGGACACAAGCUUAGCAAAUCAACAGGAAAUGCAGGCGCACGAGUUGGAUGUGGUAUUAUCGGGCUUCAAGCAUCUGUGGAUCCUAAAUUAUAGCUUUUGAGAUCAAUAAACUAUCCACACCAGAGCCAGACUCGGUUUUUCAUCUGUAGAUGUACAUCAGAGAAAUUGUAUAUUGAAUUACUGUUGAAGACAAGUAAUAAUGUAAACCAGUACGUGAGCUCAAGUUUUCUUUGAAAGUGAAUCAUUAUUGUUU